UCUCUCUCCCUUUUUUUUUUGCUCGCAAUUUGAUCUUGAUUUUGGUGCGAGAUUGUGGCGUUUGCUUUUUGUGUGGUUUAGUUUGGUUGUUGUUUGUUUGUUAAUUUUUCCUUUCCUUUUGAUGGGUUUUUGAGCGAGGGUAUAAGUCUGCAGUGCGGCGGUGAAGUUGGGGUGAUACUGUUUGGGCCUUUGAAAUGAUGAAUUUGUUCAAGAACGGGCUUUUUUGACUCACUUUUGUCUUUUUGAGUAGUAUGUAGUAUGGUUGUUGUUCUGUUAAUUUGUGGGAUUAUGCAAUUGAGGAAAAUGAACUCUUGCUGAUGAAUAUUGUUAUGUUGCUGAGAAUUUUGUGGAAAUUUCUGUUUUAGUAUGAGUUUGGGUCUGAAAAUAAUUAAAGGUAAGGAGGGGAUGACAUGAUGCUGGAAAAUUCAUUCAGAAGAGCUUUGGUGAAUCUAUUGAUUUGAGUAUAAUAUGUGGUAACGCAGAAUCUGGCAACUGAUGAGAUCAUGAAUUUUUAACUUAUAAGGCACUGGGGUUCAUGGAAAAACAAUCAUGAUGGAAGAUGGGAAUCAUGAAACCGAUUUGGAAAUAAACUAUCAUUCUGAAGGGAGCAUGGGAGAGAAACGAAAACGAGAAGGGAAGUUAAGGUCUAAAGUUUGGCAGCAUUUCACAAAGAUUAUGAAGGAGGAUGGAAGUUGUGAGAAAUGUCAGUGCAAUCACUGCCGGAAGCUGUUUACUUGUUCCAGCAGAAGUGGGACGACCCAUCUGCUCCGUCAUAUAACUGAUGGGAUUUGUCCUGUCUUUAAGAAAGAGAAGGAUAAGAUAGUUACAAUCUCGAGUUAUCCGGGAGGGGGAGUCGAGCAGAGAAGUAUCCUUCUACCAUGGAAAUUUGAGCAAGGGGUUGGCCAAUCCUCGACCCAAUGCAUGGAUGUUGAGAUUGAACCACUAUCCGAGAGGCAUACUGAGCUUGAAUCUCAUUCAUUCAAAAGAAGUGAGGAUGAUUUUGGAGGUCAAACAUCAUUGCCUUCACGUGGAAAACUUCCUCAGCAAUCUGCAUUGAAAUCUCAACCUAAAGGCGAGGUGUGGAUGAAUGAGUUCAGGAGUUGUGUAGCUAAGCUUGUGGAACUCACUAACGGAAAAAUUCCAGUGGGAUCUCUUCAGGCAUUGGCCGUCAGUGCUCCUGACUACUCAAUAUCUGCUGCUCUCAAGUGUUUGAACGAAAUGGAGGAUAUCCCCCAAUCGAGCGAGAUGUAUUUAGAUGCUUUUGAGAUUUUGAAGGAUGCGGAAGAAAGAGAGUGUUUCAUUUGUUUGCCCUCCGAACCUCGUAGACGAUGGCUACAACGGGUGCUACACCGUCGUCAUCCAUUGCGUUAUAGUUCUAAUAUAUAAUUGGAAUUGUGUUGUGCUUGCGAGAAAUCUUGCUCCUGGCUUCCAUGGGGGAGGUAGGUUCAGCACCCAAGGGGGCUAAAGCACAUUCCAUCACCUAACGUUUUUAUCCCGAAUAUACCUCUGCACUGGUCGAGCAAAAAAUUACCAGGAGAUGCCGGCUUUGAGUAAUGUAGUUUAAGGCGGUGGAUCAAAAGUGAAAAGACUGUGUAACAGUAGGUGUCUAUGUAUAGCUUCGAAUAUUCUGUAAUUCUUUCACAGUUGAGACUCCUCUUUUCGUUCUUUCUUACUCGUUUGAUUAUGAAGGCCUCGAGGCCGAGACAUAGAUUCUUGUAAUGUUGUACUCCUGCAUCAGUGACAUAAAGUAGAUCACUUCAUAAGUUGUUAACAUAAGAUUGGGACUCCUAUUCUAGUUCUUUGGAUACGAUGAGAUUUCAAUAUUCA
Molecule: messenger RNA, 1827 nt
Organism: Sesamum indicum (sesame)
Lineage: Eukaryota; Viridiplantae; Streptophyta; Magnoliopsida; Lamiales; Pedaliaceae
Source: RefSeq, a predicted model, not a curated record